UUUAAAAAUUAAUCACCGGCCUGACAGAUUAAACGGCUGCACUUGUUCCCUCUACAUUCAGAGACAUUUACUUUUCUUGUCAAGGGAAAUGCUGAGCUGUUGUACAAACCCCAGAAGAGUACUAGGAAAUUGGAUUACAAUGAAGAGACCCCUUCUACUCCUGUUUGCUGUGACUCUGGCUGGAGUUCGUGUAACCAGUGCAGCUCCAAGGCUCUGGGGAGACACCAUUACUGAGUUUGCUGUGGAUCUGCACCAGGCAAUACGUUCCGUUGACACCGAAGAGAACAUUAUUUUUUCCCCACUCGGUGCUACUUUGAUUCUAGGAAUGAUAAAACUGGGAGCGAGAGGAGCAACAGCUCAACAAAUAAAGGAAGUUCUAAAACUGCAGGGAAAUCAAGAAAGUGAGGAGUUUUCGGAGCUCCGAAAGCUCGUUUCUGUCAUUUCAGAAGAAAAUAAAGAAUUUGCAUUUAAUCUCGCAAAUGCCCUCUACCUUCAAGAAGGCUUCCACGUGAAGGAGCAGUAUCUCCAUAGCAACAGGGAUUUUUUCAAGAGUGAAAUAAAGCUGGUGAAUUUCCAAGAUUUGAAAGCAUCUGCCAAAAUAAUAAGUGCAUGGGUAGAAAGACAAACAAAUGGAAAAAUCAAACACAUGUUCUCAAGUGGAGACAUUGAGCCACUCACAAAACUUGUUUUGGUAAACGCUAUUUACUUCAGAGGAGAAUGGAAAUACAAGUUUAGCCCAGAUGCCACUCACCCACAAGACUUCAGAGUAAAGAAAGGCAAUGUAACCAAGAUACCAAUGAUGCAUCUCCAAACAGCAACAAAGAUCGGAUAUUUUUCUGAAAAUGAAUUGAAUUACAAGGUAUUGGAACUUCCAUACAAAGGAGACAAGCUCAGCUUAGUACUAGCUCUCCCAGAAGAAAAUGUGGAAAUAGAGGAUCUUGAAAACAAGUUGACAGAACCAGUACUAAGGGGCUGGAACACAAAGAUGACAGAGGAAAAGGUUGAAAUUAGCUUGCCUAGAUUUAAAAUAGAACAAAAGGUUGAUUUAAAGCCUGCUCUGCUGAACCUAAAAGUGACCAAUGUGUUCGACCAAAAUUGCGAUCUUUCAGGAAUAACAGAUACAUCAAACUUACACAUUUCAAAAAUGGUUCAAAAAGUUUCUAUUGAAGUAAAUGAAGCUGGGAGUGAAGCAGCCGCAUCAACAGGGAUACAGGUAGCUGCAAUGAGCAUUACCAAUCACAGAUUUGUGGCUGAUCGUCCUUUCCUGUUUUUUAUUCGGCACAAUACAUCAGGAUCAAUUCUGUUUAUGGGAAAGGUGACGAAUCCAGAUCUGAGUGAUGUAAGAGGUCGAGAUGUAGAAUCGUUAUAAAUAGAAUAAACAGUCACAUUUUUGGAGCGGUUCUCAGUGUCCAGCCAAUGAAAAUCAAAAUAUGUCAGCGAUUUUCUUGUCAUUACAUGUGACAUAUCUUAUAUUUACUGCCUAGAAUGGUGAAGGGUUUGUAACAGGACAUAUUAUUAAUCAUAAAAAUAACCAAUAUAAUACAAUAUCAGAAAUGGAAGGUUAAUGAGACAUCGCUCCAUCCAUGAACAUGGUGUAUGUCUCGUUACUCUGCAAUGCCCUUUUCACCAUCCAUGGCCAAUAGAUGUUAGAUAUGUACAUGUGGUAAAAAGCUAUGAUUGGUAACUUUUCUUCAUUAAUAAAAGCAUUAACAAAUAUAAUUAACAGAUUUUCCAGUCUAUGAUAAGAACUGAUGAUUGAGAUCAUUAUGUUACUUAUUCACAUCCAUUGAUUUUAGUGUGCUACAAUGCCGGUGUAUAUUUUACUUACUGUAUAUGCAUGUAGGGGUAUCAUUAAAAAUGAAUAGCAGUGGA
Molecule: messenger RNA, 1872 nt
Organism: Rana temporaria (common frog)
Lineage: Eukaryota; Metazoa; Chordata; Amphibia; Anura; Ranidae
Gene: SERPINI2
Product: serpin family I member 2
Exons: 9
Coding region: 89-1369 (426 amino acids)
Biological process (GO): negative regulation of endopeptidase activity
Molecular function (GO): serine-type endopeptidase inhibitor activity
Source: RefSeq, a predicted model, not a curated record